ACGACGACGACGCCGGGAUCAGUCGUCGUCCAUGGGGUCCGUGCGCUUCGAGGCCGUGCCGCCGCGCCCGCGGACGAACGGCGUCGCGCCGCCGGCGCCGGAAUCGUCGGCGGGCAGCGUCUUCUUGAGGCGGUCGUAGUACUCGCCGAGCUCGCCGACGAAGCGGUCGAAACUCGGGUCGACGAGGAGCUCGGCGACGUAGCGCUGGACCUCGGGCCGGUUGAGAUCCAGGGACUCGAGCGACGCGGCCGGCGUCGGGUCGCCGGUCGCCGCCGCGAAGGCCUCCGCCUCCGCGGCGGUCGCGAACUGGAGCGCCGCCGCGCCGUCUCCUACACUUACGUCGCGGCCGUCGACGGAGAUGCCGCCGCCGAGCGCGAGCGCGACGCGGGCGGAGGCGUCCGUCUCGCCCGGCACCGUGACGCGCGCCGGCCGCGUGAGGACGAGCUUGAGGAGGCCCUCGGUCUCGCGGACGAGGACGGCGCCGUAGAGGCGGGCGGCGCCCUUCGUUAUCUCCGCGCCGCCCUCGCGCUUCAGGGCGACGUCCGUCCAGCGCUGGAGGGGUACUUGGGGCAUGGCUACGGAACUCCGGCGCGGCGUCCGGUCGUAAAUGUGUUGGCGUCCGGUCGCCUGGCUCCGCGUCGUCGCGCGCGGUGAGCAGAUUUUCAAAAGCCAAGCUACUCGACGAGUUGAAAGGGUGCUAGCCGCAAAAGUUAGCCUCUCGGCGCUCGCGGCCCGGACGGGGCCCAAAAUCGCGGUGACGCACGAGAUUCGUACUACGUGGACGUGGUCAAGUGCGCGCCGCUGUCGACGACCCGCAGAUUGCGCUGUGGAAAAGAGCGCGCCCCGAGGGCCUGGGGCCGUUUGAAAUUUUUUUGCCGUGGGGCACCGUGUCCGACGAGCUGGACCAAACGACGCGACCGCGAGAGACGCGAGGAAAGUUGUGGCCCUCGCGUGCAGCGGAAGGGGGCGUCGAGAGAGCACGCGCGGUCCGCGCCCCCAGGGGGUCUGACUCUACAACGCGGAGCUCAUCUUCCACCGAGCCCGUCGCGACCACUGCGUUGACAGUACGGGGCACCAGAGCUAUCCAGCGACGAGCCGAUUCGCCCGACGGGCCCGACAUCGCUACGCUGUUCCGCGCGCUGCUGCACGUCGGCCCUUCCUCGAUAUCAACCCGCGAGGAUCGCCGUCGACGCCUUCAUCGACGCCCUGAAGAGCCCCGAGCUGACGGCGAUCCUCGCGGACACCGGCCUCAAGCGCCCGGACGGUUUCCCGCCGCCGUAGGCCGUACGAAGG
This is a messenger RNA of Pelagomonas calceolata, 1293 nucleotides long. The record is from the annotation of a GenBank genome assembly. NCBI's taxonomy places the organism in Eukaryota, Pelagophyceae, Pelagomonadales, Pelagomonadaceae.